AUGCGGCGGCUCCCGCUGCUGCUGCCGCUGCUGCUGCUGCUCGGGAUGGGGCUGGGCCAGCCGGGAGAGCAGGGGGAACAGGGGCCGCUCGCCCCGUCGGGCGCGCAGUGCCUGCAGCACGCGUGUUUCGCCGUGUUCUGGGGGUCGCGGCCGUUCGCGGCGGCGAGCGCGGAGUGCGAGCGGGGCGGGGGGCACCUCAUGACCGUGCGCUCCACCGUGGCCGAGGAGGCGAUCGCGCUGCUGCUGCAGAGCCGCGGCGGGCGCCUGUGGCUGGGGCUCAGCCUGGCGCCCUCGCUGCGCUGCACCGAGCCCUCCCUGCGGCUCCGCGGCUUCCGCUGGGUCACCCGGGACAACCGCACGGACUACACCAACUGGGCGCCCUCGGGGCCGCGCUGCGGCGAGCGCUGCGUGACCGUGUCGCGGGAGCUGCUCUGGGAGGAGCGGCGCUGCGAGGACCCCGCCGACGGCUUCCUCUGCGAGUACAACUACGGCAGCAGCUGCCCCCUCCUGCCGCCCGCCGAGGGGCUCACCGUCAGCUACGCCACCCCUUUCGGCGCCCGCGGAGGGGAAUUCCUGGCGCUGCCGCCGCGCAGCGUGGCCUCGGUGCCCGCCCUGGGGCUGGAGCUGCGCUGCGACGAGGACGGCGAGGGCGGGCGGCUGCGCUGGGGCCGUGCAGCCCCCGGAGCGUGGCCGUGCCGCCUGGGCGGCGGCGGCUGCGAGGGCACCUGCAGCGAGGGCUCGGGCCGGCCGCGCUGCUCCUGCCCCGACGGCUCCGUGCUGGCUCCCGACGGGCGCGGGUGCCGCUCGCCCUGCGCGGGGGCUCCGUGCCAGCAGCACUGCGUGGUGUCCGGCAGCUCCUUCGUGUGCAUGUGCGACGCCGGGUACCACCUGGGCGCCGACGGCAGCACCUGCGAGGACAACGACGACUGCGCCAGCGAGCCCGGGCUGUGCGAGCAGCUCUGCGUCAACACCAUGGGCGGCUUCGAGUGCCGCUGCCACCCCGGCUACAGGAUGGUGGACGGGCACUGCCAGCGCGAGUCCCACUGCUACCGGGCGCCCUGUGAGCAGAGCUGCGAGGACGUGCCCGACGGGUACCUCUGCGGGUGCUACGAAGGCUACGCCGUGGACCCGCGGGACCCCAAGCGGUGCCAGCCGCACUGCAGCGACAGCCAGUGCCCGCCCCUGUGCGACCAGUACGGCCAGGACUGCAAGUGCCCCGAGGGCUUCGUGCUGGACGACGAGGAGCUCUGCGUGGACAUCGACGAGUGCGACAUGAACUACUGCGAGCACAACUGCACCAACCAUCCCGGCGGCUUCCAGUGCCACUGCCCCGCCGGCUACCGGCUCGUCAACGACAUCGACUGCGCCCCGGUGCCCGAGCAGGAACCGGAGGGACCGUACUCGGGCGAUUUCGAACCCCAGACGCUCCCCCCCGACACGGCCGUCCCGCGGACGCCCGAGCCCAGCCGGACCCCCCCGAAGGCGGAUCUGCUCCAUCCCGGUGCCCUGGUGGGCAUCGCCGUGGGCGCCGUGCUGACCGCCCUGGCCCUGCUGGCUCUGGGGUACCACCUGGCAAAGAAGCGCUGCCGGCCCCCCGCCACCAUGGACUACAAGUGCGGGGGUCCCCACGAGAAGGAGCUCGGGCUCCAACCGGUGGCCUCGGGCUGUGCCGGCCCCGCACAGAAACUGUAGGAGCUCCGGCCAGGACGGAGAGAGGGAGGUGGACCGGACUGGGUAAUAUUUACACCCCCCACACACCUCGCCCCUGCUGCAAUUUUUUAAUGAUGAUUUGGGAAAAGCUGUGAUCAACCCACUUCUAAAAAUACUCGCUGCUUUCCAGCCGGCUCUUGCGAUGCUGGCGCCAGAGAGCCAGGAAGGCAGGAGGCUCGGAGGCUGCUCCGUUCCUGCUCCGUUCGUUCCUGCUCCAUUCCCGCUCCCCUUCGCAGGCGGCAGCCGGCAUUCAGCUUUCCUUUUCCCGAGCCAGUGGUCGGGGAAGCCCCAAGGGAAAACCUAGGAGGGACAUCUCCAUCUG
This is a messenger RNA of Empidonax traillii (willow flycatcher), 2032 nucleotides long. RefSeq names its product thrombomodulin (gene THBD). Gene Ontology annotation, biological process: cell migration. Gene Ontology annotation, molecular function: transmembrane signaling receptor activity; extracellular matrix protein binding; extracellular matrix binding. NCBI's taxonomy places the organism in Eukaryota, Metazoa, Chordata, Aves, Passeriformes, Tyrannidae. Gene Ontology annotation, cellular component: extracellular matrix; external side of plasma membrane; membrane. Bases 1 to 1692 code for a protein of 563 amino acids. The transcript has a single exon. The record is from RefSeq and is a predicted model, not a curated record.